CUCUCUGUCUAUAAAAAGAUGAAUACAACAAUGCUCUGCUUGCGCAAAGUUUUCACACAUUCUCCUCUGAGGCUGAUCACUUUUCAGGACACAUUUCAGGCUGCUCAGUGUAGGAUGUGCAUGUUUGCUUUGGGUGAAAGUGUGUCUGGAAGCUGCUGACUGGGUCAACAGAGGCUGAACACUGAGGAGACAUGGAAGCUGUGGUUGGACUGUUGCUGAUGCUACUCGGAGUCUCUCAUGGUGUGGAAACCUACUGUGAUGGCAGACAGGAUGGAGCUCAGUGUUAUGGAGCUUUGGGAGGAACUGUGCUCCUCCAGCUGAUGGACAGCGCCUCAAAGAUAUUUAGAUACCAAUUGUUUAAAAACACAACAAUAAUACUGCAUUUGAGAAAUAACAUGUUUCUGUCUAAUCUGAUAGAAAACAGAUCCUCAUUUACUCCCAGUAAUGGAACAUUUGGGAUCAACAACCUGAUCAGGACUGAUGGUGGUGAAUAUACUCUUGACAUUUUUGAUUCAAAUGGACAGAAAUCAGAGCCGCGGACUCUACAGUUAACCAUUCAAGCUCCUGUGUCCUCUGUCCUGCUGGUCUCUGAGUGUCUGUCCAAGGGAGAGAUGAGGGUGUCCUGCUCCUCUGAGGGAGGGGACAGUCCUCAGUACAGCUGGACUCUGGAUGGACACACACUGACAGACGCUCAGCUCCUCUCUGGAAAUAAUGAGACUAACAGCAUCACUCUGAAACAAGACGUCUCAGGACAGCUGGUCUGUUCAGUCAGGAAUCACAUCAGUAGGGUCUCGAAAGAAGAGCAGAUAUCUACCUGUGGCUUCAUAUUCAAUAACUGCACCUUAUCCAAUGGAACACACAUAUCACAGUGGGUUAAAGCCAAUAACAGCCUGUGUAUUGACCCAACAAAAGCCCCUACCACAAGUACUACUGAGGGUAAGGAGAGUGACAUCACAGUGUCAAUUAAACCCUCCACUCACAUCACACCCUCCAAUCAAACUGGGAUGCUCCCCAGCCCACCAUGGUAUAUUAGCAAUUUGCCAACAAUCGCCGGCAUACUCUCUGCAAUGGUAAUUCUCUUGGUGGUCGGGGUGGCAGUCGUCUGUGCUCAUACGAAAAAGCAAAACAACAAACCUAAAGAAGAAGAAGAUGAACAGGAAUUAACCUAUGCUAAUGUCAGGAUCAUGCAGCGGCAGGGGAGGCAGAUGCAGCAGAGGGAAGACAUGGAGGUGGAGUACGACCAAGUCAACUUUUCACAGCAACCUCGGCAGACUGUUGAACCAAUAGGAGAUGAAUGUGUGUACGCCAAGGUCCGCACAGACAGGUGAUUCAGUUUUUUUAGGAGGAGGUGUUUGCCAAGAUGCCUAAAGGUCUUUCACCUUAAUUUAAUGCAAUUUCCAAAUGGAAAAAUAUAAACCAUCAGCGCUCAUAGAUGUUAUUAUUUUUCUUCAGCUUUACUAUACUUCUGGGUUUUGACUGGACAUCAAUGUAUCAGCUCCAGCAUUUGACCCACAGUGUGGCUAGUUUUGAUAGACUCGUUUUUGUAGACUAUUUAAUAUUUUUUUAACAAAAUGUAUUUUACCACAAUUUUCACCCUCUAUCUUUAUCUUUAGAUCAUGUUGUACUUCCUUGUACUUGUGUCUAAUUUAUGAGCACAUUUACUUUUAUUUCAAUGUUAAAACACUGUUAACUUUCAAUAAUGAAUUUUAAGAAUAAAAAUGUCUUUACAAUGCAUUACUCUACAGUGAUUGGCAGACAUGAACAGUAUACUCUAAAGUGCUCAGAACAAGUGGCAUCAGUACGUUUAUGUUGGUCGAUCAUCUGUGUUUACAUGUCAUCUAAAACGCCUACUUCUAACUUUAUGUCAAAGUAAUAAAGUUUGCAUUUACUUCA
This is a messenger RNA of Siniperca chuatsi (mandarin fish), 1893 nucleotides long. Its product is annotated as hemicentin-1. The coding region runs from base 192 to 1328 and encodes 378 amino acids. The record is from RefSeq and is a predicted model, not a curated record. The transcript has 6 exons. Lineage: Eukaryota; Metazoa; Chordata; Actinopteri; Centrarchiformes; Sinipercidae.